CGCGCCGUGCCUCUCCCUGUAGAGUCCAGUCACCUCGGCUGGCGCGGAGAGCGGCUCGGUCUCCUUCCCCCGCGCGCGCGCGUCCCGAGGCAAUGGCUACGGUCGCUCCCCUGGGUGGGGACAAGCCUGCGGGUGCAAGGCUUGGCGCUGUCGCGGAGCUCGUCCGCGCCGCCGUGCGAGGUGCAGCCGAGGGAGGUGCGCCUCGGCAGGGCCUGGCGGCUGUGGCGGCGGCGGCGGUCCGCUCGGCCAUGGGAGAUCCCGCAGUGGUGCGUGAGGGCGACGCCGCGGAGGUCCAGGCGCGGAUCAGCCUGAUCGAGCCCGUCGUCGCUGAGCACGUUCGGGCUGCGAGCGAGGCGCGGCCCCCGCGCGUGGCGGGAGGUCGACGCGCCUGGCGGAACAUCGCGGAGCACAAGUUCCUCGACGAGAUGGGCAAGCCCUUCAGGGUCGAGGAUCGGUUCGAGAAGUCGGACGCGCAGGGCAAAUGCCUCCAGCGCGGCCGGCGGCUGCCGGCCGAGGUACGGGGCAAGGCCGGGAUGCGAUCCGUGUCGGGGGUGCUGACGCCGAGGUUCGAGGACAAUGGCGCGGACGAAGCGUCCGCUGGCUCGGACGAGGUGCUCACGGAGGCGACCACCUCCAGCGGGAAGUCCGAGGAGCUGGAGCAGCUCGGCGUCGCGGGCUCGGGGUCGGCGGCGGCGGACUCGGACGGCAUGGUGGGCCGUGUCCAGGAGCUCAUGGCGGAGCGCCAGCAGCUCCUGGCAGAACGAGACGGGCUCGUGGACGAGCUCAUGAGCACCAAGGCCCUUGCCUGGGAGCUCAGGCGCAAGGCGGAGGCCGCCUCGCCUUUCUGGGCCGACCUCGCAUGUGGGGAGGAUGAGGGGCCUGGAGGUGCGGCCAGUUUCGACUUCGAGGGCGUCUUCGUUGGGGCCGAUGCGGCGCGGAAGGAGUCGCUGCCAGAGGUCCCGCCUUUCCCGCUGCUGCAGGAUGGCGUGGGCGAGCAGCUGGUGGAGCAGCCCGUCGGCAUGGAGGCGUCGUUCAAGGAGAAGUUCGUGGGGUCAGCCUUGUCGGACAACUGUUCCCACGAGGAGGCGUCCGAGUGCCAGGCCGCCCGCAUCGGGGGCAGCAAGCCGACAGCGCUGGAGCCGAGGGCGUGUGGCGCCGAAGCGCUGGUGGAGGCGCCCGAGGGGGCCUCGAAGGGAGUGCGCUGGGCUGAUGACCUCGAUGAGAUCACCCAGCAGGUGGUGCCCGAGGUUUCGGCGGCGGCGGAUGCCCCGACGGAGGCCCAGCAGCUCAUUCUCGGCGCCGCUAUGCUGGCGAGGGAGGCCCUCCAGCGCGGCGACAUCGCCGAGGGCCUUCGGCUGCUGGAGGCAGCCCAGGCGAAGUGCCUGGAGAACUAGCCAGGUAGGGUGGCUACAUGCCAGAGGCUUCGCCUUUCUGUCUGUGCUGCACUUGUUUGGGGAGGGGGCCCAAC
Prorocentrum cordatum is the source of this 1468-nucleotide messenger RNA. The record is from the annotation of a GenBank genome assembly. Lineage: Eukaryota; Dinophyceae; Prorocentrales; Prorocentraceae.